CGCCCUCACGUCGACCAACACCCUCGGCCAUCCGAACACUGGGGUCCUCGCAACGAUCACGCGCUCCGAGCAUCUCUAUUGGUAAGUCCUCCCCCAGCUGGCGGACAACACGUGGGGGGCGGCAGCAGCAGCAGGUGGACUUGAGGGGCACGACAACGGGUCGCGAACUUGACAACUAUCCCUUAUUUGGCCAUCAUCUCAUUGCGAAGACGCGACGGACGGAGGAGCGCGCAUAAGCGCAUUGACUUCCGAGAGGCUGCCCAGCAUGGCCACGGCUUCCAACACGAUCAAGGUGGUCGCUCGCUUCAGACCCGCCAACAAAGUCGAGCAGAGCAACCAAGCCGUCUCGAUCGUCGAAUUCCCCAGUGAAGACUCGGUGACCAUCGAUUCUCAGGAGGCCAGCAAGCCCACCUAUACCUUCGAUCGUGUAUUCCCCGUCGGCACAGCUCAGCAUGAGAUUUUCGACUACUCCAUCAAGAGUACCGUGGACGAUGUGCUCGCAGGCUAUAACGGCACUGUCUUCGCAUACGGCCAGACUGGUUCUGGAAAGACCUACACCAUGAUGGGAGCAGGAAACUUGCACGAUCCUGACUCGAAGGGUAUUAUACCACGUAUCGUGGAGCAGAUCUUCACCAAGAUCAUGCAGAGUGACAGCACCAUUGAGUUCACUGUCAAGACCAGUUACAUGGAAAUCUACAUGGAGAAGAUUCGAGAUCUUCUGGUGCCGCAUAAUGACAACUUGCCGGUACACGAGGAUAAGCAAAAAGGUAUAUACGUCAAGGGACUGCAUGAGUUCUACGUGGGGUCAGUGGACGAGGUAUACGAGGUCUUGGAGAGAGGUGGCCAGGCUCGCGCGGUGGCAUCCACCAACAUGAAUCAGGAGUCCUCGCGAUCGCACUCCAUCUUCGUGAUUGAGGUGACACAAAAGAAUGUCGAGACUGGAUCUGCACGCUCUGGACGCCUGUAUCUGGUAGAUUUGGCGGGUUCAGAAAAGGUGGGCAAGACAGGCGCAAGCGGUCAGACCUUGGAGGAGGCCAAGAAAAUCAAUAAGUCGCUCUCUGCACUGGGUAUGGUCAUUAAUGCCCUGGCGGAAGGCAAGAGUCAGCACAUUCCUUAUCGAGACAGUAAGCUCACGAGAAUUCUUCAAGAGUCUCUGGGUGGCAAUUCGCGGACAACGCUCAUUAUUAACGCCUCGCCAAUGUCAUACAACGACGCAGAGACAAUUGGUACAAUGCGCUUUGGUGAGCGCGCAAAGACUAUCAAGCAAAAGGCCAAGAUCAACGAGGAGCUCUCACCUGCUCAGCUCAAAGCAAUGCUCAAGAAGACACAGACACAAGUUUCAACAUUCACUGCAUAUAUCCAAUCGUUGGAGAGUGAAGUUGGACAAUGGCGCAAAGGCGAAGCUGUACCAAAAGAGCGCUGGAUACCCGCGCUGAGCGCUGGCUUCCAAAUUGCAGCAGACGUUCCUCCUCGCUCGCAGACUCCUACUAGCAGACUGAAAAGUCAGGAUGGCGUUGGCACACCCAGAUCGGAAAGCCGACUUGAUAUUGAGCGGGUCGGAACGCCAAGCCUGGUGCUUGAUAAAGAUGAGCGGGAGGAGUUCUUGAAACGCGAGAACGACCUCCAAGACCAGCUUGCAGAGAAAGAGCGGGAGCUUGAGGCUGCUCAACAGGCCGCACGCGCAGCGCAGGAGCAGCUUAAAGAGAGCCGGUCCACUCAACUAGACCUUCAGCGUAAUAACGAGAAGCUCUCGGGCGAGACCGAGUCUUUGAAGAGAGAAAUUGAAAGAAUUGAUUUCGAGACGAAGGAGGCUAGUAUUACAAUGGAUUCGCUGCGAGACGCCAACUCGGAGCUCACCGCAGAACUGGACGGACUCAAGUCUGAGCUAUUGGAUGCACGAAUGUCGGCAAAAGAAUCAUCGGCAUUACUGGACGAGAAGGAAAGGCUCAAGAAGGAACGCAUGGCUCAGAUGAUGGCUACAUUCGAUCUUGGAGAGGGACUGAUGUCGCACAACGAGAUGCAAAUCGGAGAGAUGGUACAGCAGGUACAAAGUCUGCUGGAGAUUGCCGACAAUGGCGAAGCUGUGGCUCCAGAUGAGCUCUCUAACCUCAAGGACCGAUUACUUGAGGUUCAAGGACAAGUGCGACAAGCAGACAUCAGCGCCAGCAGUCAUUCGGACAACUCGCAGGUCGCUCUUCUAGAGCAGAAGCUAUCUCAAUUGCGCCAGGAGCAGCAAGAAUUGCUUGAGCGCCACUUAUCGGCAGCGGAUGUCGAAGAGCUCAAGCAGAAGUUCUCCGAGUCAUUGUCCGAGCAACAGAAUGGGGGCACUCAGUCUGCUGAGACACACGAGAUGCUCUCCCGUCAGAAAGAGGAGAACGCGCGUCUGCGCAACGAAGUGGAAGCGCUGAGGAAGCAAGCUGUGAAUGGUGCUAACGGAGGCACUCUGGGCAAGCAACUCGCGGACUUUGAUGCCAUCAAAAAGUCACUCAUGCGCGACUUGCAGAAUCGAUGUGAACGUGUUGUGGAGCUGGAGAUCAGCUUGGAUAGUACUCGUGAGCAGUACAACUCGAUCCUACGAAGCAGUAAUUCCAAGGCGCAACAGAAGAAGCUCGCGUUCCUUGAGCGAAACUUGGAGCAACUCACAAUCGUGCAGAGACAGCUGGUCGAGCAGAACACGCAGCUCAAGAAGGAAGUUGCCAUUGCCGAGCGCAAGCUGGUGGCUCGUGGCGAGCGCAUAAGAGGUCUCGAGGGCCUUGUUCAGGAGAGCCAGGAGAAGCUCAUGCUCGCUAACCACAAGUUUGAAUCGCAACUCAUGGCUGUCAAGGAACGCCUCGAAGCUGCGAAGUCUGGCUCCACUCGAGGUCUCCCCAACUCGCCCGCACCCUCCCAAUUUAGUAACACUCCUUUUGGCCGAAUAGCCAAGCCUCUUCGCGGAGGCGGUGGCGGAGGCGACGGACCCAGUCUUGCACCCACGUACGCUGGUCUGCAGCAGGCAGCUUCCGACAAUGGCGGCAACAAGCGCAGCAGCUGGUUCUUUAGUCAGCGAUCAUCCUAAGCAGAAUUUCAAGCGAAGAUAGUGAUACCGUGCCUGCGCAGAAGGAUAGGAAAAUGAAUGUCAAUAUGUAUAACACGGCUGCAGACGGUGAGAGAGAGGAAUGGCGACGACUGACACGAGAUUGAGGGACCGAGAGAACUGCAUAGGAUAGGGGUUAUGUUUGGUCGCUCGCCGCUGUUCAUCGCAUGCGGCACACGAUACCCAGGAUGAUUUUCG
Molecule: messenger RNA, 3271 nt
Organism: Sphaerulina musiva SO2202
Lineage: Eukaryota; Fungi; Ascomycota; Dothideomycetes; Mycosphaerellales; Mycosphaerellaceae
Product: kinesin-domain-containing protein
Exons: 2
Coding region: 266-3055 (929 amino acids)
Biological process (GO): microtubule-based movement
Molecular function (GO): ATP binding; microtubule binding; microtubule motor activity
Source: RefSeq, a predicted model, not a curated record